This is a messenger RNA of Microthlaspi erraticum, 339 nucleotides long. NCBI's taxonomy places the organism in Eukaryota, Viridiplantae, Streptophyta, Magnoliopsida, Brassicales, Brassicaceae. The record is from the annotation of a GenBank genome assembly.
AUGCCUUGUCUUUACAUUACUACAAACGUCAAGUUGGACGGCGUUAACACCGAUCCGUUCUACUCGGAAGUCACCAAAGCCGUCGCUUCCAUAGUCGGACGACCUCAGAACUUAGUGAUGGUGGUGUUGAAGGGAUCAGUAGAGAUAGUGUUCGGUGGGAACAAAGAUGCAGCUGCGUAUGCAGAGAUUGUGUCCAUGGGAGGCAUCACAAAACAAGUUAAGAGACAACUCAUUUCAACCGUUGGCUCUAUUCUUCAGACUCAUUUUUCUAUUGAUCCCACUCGUUUCAUCUUUAAAGUUUUUGAUAUUACGUCUUUGCCUGUUCCUUCUAAGUUAUAG